AUGCUUCCCCUCACCAAACUUGUUGACAAAAACGGUGGAUAUCUUGUGAACGGAGAAGUCAAAAUUGUUGCCGAGGUAGAGGUUCUUGAAGUUAUUGGCAAUGUAGAUCAAUCUCAAGAGUCACCAAUCCAACCUAUGAAAAGGAUAAAGCUAGAGCAUGAUAAUAAUGGAGUCUCUAGUGAUUUGCUUAACUAUACUCCACCAGUAAAGGAAGACAUUGAUGACGAUGUGUUUCAAAUUCUUCCUUCACAGGUGGAAUUUGUGAGCCGUGUUUUUAAAAAAUACCCCGACAUUGCGUUAGAACUACGAGCAAAGAACCAAUCUGUGAGGACAGCAUGCAUGUAUGUCUUCCUCAGCGUAAUAGAGACACUGUGCAAGUCACUGCAAGAGCUCUCCAAUGAUGAUCUGAUGGAAGCAGGCAAUGCACUAACGUACUUGAAGUAUUCAGGCAUUAAGGUGGAUUGGUUGGAGCAGAAGCUUGAGGAAGUAAAGGAAAAGAAGAAGGGAGAGCAGAUUGGUGAGACUCGGAUCCAAGAAUUAGAGGAAGAACUCAAGGAUCUGAAGCGGAAGUGCACUGAUCUCGAAGCUCUUCUAGGGGGAGAGAAGACAAAGGUGUUGGGAGCCAGAGCUCCUGCUCUGACCUUGGAUGAUGAUGUUGUCUUAUGA
Thlaspi arvense is the source of this 666-nucleotide messenger RNA. Lineage: Eukaryota; Viridiplantae; Streptophyta; Magnoliopsida; Brassicales; Brassicaceae. The record is from the annotation of a GenBank genome assembly.